Molecule: messenger RNA, 627 nt
Organism: Batrachochytrium dendrobatidis JAM81
Lineage: Eukaryota; Fungi; Chytridiomycota; Chytridiomycetes; Rhizophydiales
Exons: 5
Coding region: 1-627 (208 amino acids)
Biological process (GO): mRNA splicing, via spliceosome
Cellular component (GO): post-mRNA release spliceosomal complex; U2-type spliceosomal complex
Source: RefSeq, a predicted model, not a curated record
AUGGCAGACAGACGGGCUACAAACAAGUACUAUCCUCCUGACUGGGACCCCAGCAAGGGAUCCAUCAAUACUUUUGUAGGCCAGCAUCCACUCAGAGAUAGAGCUAGAAAGCUUGAUCAAGGAAUCCUUAUUAUUCGAUUUGAACUGCCAUUUAAUAUCUGGUGUCUGCAUUGCAACAAUCAUGUUGGAAUGGGUGUACGAUACAAUGCAGAAAAGAAAAAGGUUGGCAUGUACUACUCCACACCCAUUUUUUCGUUUCGAAUGAAAUGCCAUUUAUGCAGCGGACGGAUCGAAAUUCACACAGAUCCUGAAAACACAGAAUACAAGAUCAUCAGUGGUGCACGGCGAAGAGAAGAAUCAUAUGAUCCUGAAGAUAUUGGACUAAUUACAUUGCAAGAUAAAGAAACAACUGAGAAGAUUGUCAAUGAUUCAUUCUACAAAUUGGAACAUGGAGUAAUUGAUAAAGAUAAGGCAGUGGCGGUUGCGCCGCGUAUAGUAUCGCUUCAAGAUUUGAGUGAUCAACACUGGAAGGAUCCAUACACUGCUUCUCAGAAAGUGCGCAAACGAUUCCGAGUAAGUCUUGCCAUUGAUUUUCUGGAUAUUUUAGAUACCUGGCAAUGCAUUUAA